AUGGAUUGGGCGGAGCAGGAGUAUGGCGGCAGCUUCAAGGUGGUGAAGGUCAACCACACACCCAACCCCAACAUCAUUGCUAAAUAUAAGGUGUAUGGCCUGCCCACCCUGAUGGUGUUCAAGGAUGGGGAGUUGGUCGAGGACAGCCACCGCGAGGGGGCCUUCACCAAGGCCAUUCUCAAAAAGUACAUCGAGGACCACAUCCUCGCCACUGUCAACGCGUGA
Monoraphidium neglectum is the source of this 225-nucleotide messenger RNA. RefSeq names its product thioredoxin x. The record is from RefSeq and is a predicted model, not a curated record. The coding region runs from base 1 to 225 and encodes 74 amino acids. Gene Ontology annotation, cellular component: cytoplasm. NCBI's taxonomy places the organism in Eukaryota, Viridiplantae, Chlorophyta, Chlorophyceae, Sphaeropleales, Selenastraceae. The transcript has 4 exons. Gene Ontology annotation, molecular function: oxidoreductase activity, acting on a sulfur group of donors, disulfide as acceptor.